CAGACGGACAAAAUUUUUGUUUCAAUACACUGACACACAUAAUACACAGAGAAAGAAAGAUGGGUAACUACAGAUUUAGAUUAUCUGAUAUGAUGCCCAAUGCUUGGUUUUACAAGCUUAAAGAAAUGGGCAAAACCAGAAACCCUAAUUCUAAUUCUUUAAAGAAAAAGCAUUUAGUUUCUCCUUCUCCUUCUUCUUCCUCAACUUCACAGCCAACCAAACCAAAACAAACUCACCACCACUGCUCUUCUUAUCCAAGAAAGUCUUAUUACUUCACUAGAGAACUUAUCCAGAAUAACCCAGAAUCCGAAACCCAUACCUGUUUCCAUGACCCUCCACCGCCGAGAAAAUCCUCUAAACAGAGACAGCUUAAAAGAAAAUCUUCUCCAAAAAAGCUUGUCACCUCCUCUGUCUCCGCCGGUUGUAGCUGCCGCGCCACCAUUUGGACUAAAUCAUCAGAUUCUCCGCCGGAUUACUCUGCUUCUAGUUCUGAUAGCUUGCCGGAGUCCGAUGACUCAUUUCCACCGCAAUUGAGGUCCGAUCAAGUUCUUGCAACCGAGUCUUUUGAUAAAAUGGUGGCUUCUUGGUCAAGCUCUAAUGAUAUUAUUAUAGAUGUGGAUAAAAAAUCUUUUUCUAGAAAUUUCGAUGAUAAUAAUAAUCUUCUUGAUUUAUCUGAUCUUGAUCUCCCUCCAAUUAUAACCAAGCCAGCUGCUAAAUUCGACGACAAAGUUGAAGAAAUCAAGAAAAACGACACUAGAGAGACAACAAAGUACAGGAAAAGCUCAGCUAGAUAUCAAGAAACAAAUUCCAAUGAUUCUUUAUCAGUACAAGUGGUUAAAGAAGAAAGCGUAACCAUGAAAGAACAUAAAACGACUUCUUCUUUUAGACGACAUUCUUUAAAUUCUCCUGGUUUAAAGCUUCGUGUUAAUUCGCCAAGAAUUGCUAACAAGAGAAUUCAGGCGCAUCGAAAGAGUGUAUCGUCGAGUUUAACAGCUUCUAGAAGAAGUCUUUCUGAUAGUUUGGCGAUUGUUAAAUCUUCAUUUGAUCCUCAAAGAGAUUUUAGAGAAUCAAUGGUGGAGAUGAUUGUGGAAAACAAUAUCAGAGCUUCUAAAGAUCUAGAAGACCUUCUUGCUUGUUAUCUUUCUUUAAAUUCCAAUGAGUACCAUGAUCUCAUUAUCAAGGUUUUCAAGCAAAUCUGGUUCGAUUUGACUGAAAAUAAGUCCAAGUAAUUUAAUAUCAUUUCUUCUUAAUUUUCUUUUUUUUUUUUUUUUUGUCAAAUAAUUAAAAUCUUUUUUCUUUUUGUUAUAUAAUCCAAUAGUAGUGUAAAGAAUUAUGGCCUGUUGAUUAUAUAUUUUUAUCAUGGGCUUCUUUAGAUUAUAAUUAUCUGAAUGUUUGGACUUUUAUGUUUAUGUUGUGAAUGAAUCCAAUUUCAAUUUCACUUGAA
This is a messenger RNA of Jatropha curcas, 1444 nucleotides long. It is a transcript of the gene OFP1, whose product is annotated as ovate family protein 1. The record is from RefSeq and is a predicted model, not a curated record. NCBI's taxonomy places the organism in Eukaryota, Viridiplantae, Streptophyta, Magnoliopsida, Malpighiales, Euphorbiaceae. Gene Ontology annotation, molecular function: DNA binding. Gene Ontology annotation, biological process: negative regulation of DNA-templated transcription.